Molecule: messenger RNA, 651 nt
Organism: Camelina sativa (false flax)
Lineage: Eukaryota; Viridiplantae; Streptophyta; Magnoliopsida; Brassicales; Brassicaceae
Product: protein transport protein yos1
Biological process (GO): endoplasmic reticulum to Golgi vesicle-mediated transport
Cellular component (GO): Golgi membrane; COPII-coated ER to Golgi transport vesicle; endoplasmic reticulum membrane
Source: RefSeq, a predicted model, not a curated record
CUCCACUUCUCUCUAUCUCUCUCUCUGUCUCUUCAACUGCUCAUUUUAUUGAGCCUUUCAAUGAGUCAUUUGGUGGGACAAAAAAAAAACUCGAUCUUUUUUAUUGGGUUUGAAAUCGUUCCUCGAUACUGGUUAAGCUAAUUGCUAGAUUUGGGGUUUAUAUCUUUAGGGAUAUCGAUCAAUCAAUCAGUUCGAUUGAAUUUAUUAGAAAUCUUGGAUCUUUCGAUCGAAAACUAUACUUACGAUUGUUUAUUCUUAGGUUCACGAGUUUCUAUCAAAGACUUUGAGCUAAACUUCCUUAACUCGGAAUAAUCAUGGGCUUCUGGACGCUGAUGGAAGGAUUGUUGCUAUUUGCAAAUGCAUUGGCUAUCCUCAACGAAGACCGUUUUCUAGCUCCCAAAGGAUGGACACUUGCAGAGCUCCACCAAACUGGGAAAAGAAACUCUCUCAAAGGCCAAAUCAUCGGUCUCAUCCACGCCUGCCAUUACAUGAGGCUUCCUCUCAUGCUCUUUAACUUAAUUGUCAUUGUCUUUAAGCUUUUCUCCGGUUAAUAUGAUCAAAACCCACUUUUUGAAUAAAUUUUUCAAUCCACAACAUUUCUGCAAGUUCUUCUUGUCCCUUGCUAAAGAUUAAGCAGUUUCUUGUUUGAUU